Molecule: messenger RNA, 1368 nt
Organism: Aedes aegypti (yellow fever mosquito)
Lineage: Eukaryota; Metazoa; Arthropoda; Insecta; Diptera; Culicidae
Gene: nmdyn-D7
Product: nucleoside diphosphate kinase 7
Exons: 6
Coding region: 197-1336 (379 amino acids)
Cellular component (GO): centrosome
Source: RefSeq, a predicted model, not a curated record
UAGGAAUCGUUACUUGUUACUUAAUUACUGUUUCUUAAAAAUGUUAAGUUCCGCCAAUUUUGAAAUUUAUAUUUAUUAUCAGAUUGGUGUAGGAGAAAAAUUUUCAGAUAAAAUAAUUGUGUUUAUGGUAGGGUAAGAGCACAAAUGUUCGACCGAUUCAUACUAUAUUAGCAUUACCGUCAAAUUCCGAACAGUGAUGAUUUCGAAGGCUGCAUCAAACUAUAUGGCUUUCAUUGGCGAAUGGUUCAAGAACGAGGCAAAGACAAUUCAACAGUUAAUGGUUUAUUUCUACCCGUCUGAAAAAGCUAUUGAACUUUACGAAACUAAAACCAAAAAAGUGUUCCUUCAUAAAACAAGAAUAGAAGAGAUUUCACAAAGUGAUUUCUUCAUUGGUGCUAAACUUCUCAUUUUUGGCAAACAAAUUGUUAUUGUGGACUACGGAGACUACAAUACUAAAAUGAAAUAUGGAUCUGAACAACGCACAUUCGUUAUGAUAUUUUCUGAGGCUUUGCAGCAUCUUGGCGAAAUUCUGCAAGCUAUCAAUAAGACCGGCUUACACAUACGGCAGUUGAAAAUGCUGAAAAGUGACGACAACUAUUCCUGGAUUCUGAAGAAUUUUCGUUCAGAAAAUUCUGAGCUUUGUUACUUCAUAGAUAACAUUCCUUCCAAUUCAUUUGUGGCCAUGGAACUGACCGGAGAAAACUCAUACACUCGUUUCAAGGCGCUAUGUGGCCACGCAAAUACUGCAGAUGAAGCAAACGUUUCGGCUCCAGCAUGUUUGAGAGCACUGUACGGAAGUGGGGUUUACUGCCCUAGCAGUGCGAGUGCUUCGGAUAUGGAAUCCAAAUUUGUGUUCAGUAACAACGACGUCAGACUAUGCUUGAAAGCAUCGGUUCUAUUCAAGAACAGCACGUUGUGUAUCAUCAAACCACAUGCUGUCCGACAAGGCUUGACUGGUGAAAUUGUAUCGCAAAUUCUACAGAAAGGAUUCAUAAUUUCGGCAAUGAAGAUGUUGCGAAUCGAACGACCCAAUUGCGAGGAAUUUUUGGACGUUUAUAAAGGAGUCAUUCCAGAGUUUGAGUCAAUGGUAAUGCAAAUGAUCAGCGGCGAUCUAAUAGCACUUGAGAUAACAAACAAAUUUGAGAACGAUUGUAGAACUCAACAGAGCUUUCGCGAUUUUUGUGGACCUUCAUGCCCGGAAAUAGCUCGGAUAACCCGGCCACAUACAUUGAGAGCUCAAUUUGGACAGAACAAAAUUUUAAAUGCAAUCUACUGUACUGACCUAGAAGAAGAUACAAACCUGGAGUUGGAAUAUAUUUUCAAAUUUCUUCCUUAACUGUAUAUAAUAAAGGUGAAGUGACGUGUUAA